This is a messenger RNA of Triplophysa dalaica, 3512 nucleotides long. It is a transcript of the gene chst6, whose product is annotated as carbohydrate sulfotransferase 6. Lineage: Eukaryota; Metazoa; Chordata; Actinopteri; Cypriniformes; Nemacheilidae. The transcript has 2 exons. Gene Ontology annotation, molecular function: N-acetylglucosamine 6-O-sulfotransferase activity. The record is from RefSeq and is a predicted model, not a curated record. Gene Ontology annotation, biological process: carbohydrate metabolic process; N-acetylglucosamine metabolic process; sulfur compound metabolic process. The coding region runs from base 255 to 1442 and encodes 395 amino acids. Gene Ontology annotation, cellular component: Golgi membrane.
AUGUUGACAAAUAUAUUAUAUACUAUAUUACCAAUUAACACCUAUAUCAAGAUUGGAGGAGAUCGAUUUUCACAUGGCAGAUAAUUUUAUAGAAUUGUUAGAGUCGGACAGCUCCGCCCACAUAGCUGUCAAUCAUUGUUAAUAGCCACGUCUCAGAGAGUCUGUUAACAUCCAGUGCGGAACCGGGUUACAACAUACAACUCCAAACUCUUAAAACAAAGCAUCACUGAUCCUAGGUACAAAGUAUUUGCAGGAUGAUGCGCCUCAGAGUGACAAAGCCUACUAUGUUGAGUCUUCUUCUGAUUCAGGCUGUUGCUGUGGUUCUUCUCUUCGGGUGGUACAACAGCCCACCCUCAGAAAACACAAGGGGACGCAAGGUGCACGUGCUCCUUUUGUCAUCCUGGAGAUCCGGCUCCUCCUUCCUGGGCCAGGCGUUCAGUCAGCAUCCAGAUGUCUUUUAUUUAAUGGAGCCAGGCUGGCACGUGUGGACGGCAUUACAAGAAGGCGGUGCGCGUAGCUUGCGAAUGGCGGUUCGUGACACCAUACGCAGUGUCUUCCAGUGCGACCUGUCUGUAAUGGAUUCUUAUGUCCCUCAACAGAGAAAUGUCUCGCACCUCUUUAUGUGGAGCCACAGCCGUGCACUCUGCUCUCCGCCUGCAUGUCCUCUUACACCUCGCAGCGAAUUUAGUAACGAACCAGAAUGCAAGAAGCAAUGUGACAUGCAGGGUUUGACGCUUGCAGAGGCGGCGUGUCGGACUUACAGCCAUGUGGUGUUGAAGGAGGUGCGCUUCUUUGAGCUGGAUUCUCUUUAUCCGCUUCUGCGGGACCCCGAACUAGAUCUGCGGAUCAUCCAUCUGGUUCGUGACCCUCGUGCAGUCUUCCGUUCCAGGGAGCAGUCAGCCAAAGCCCUAGCAAGAGAUACUGCUAUAGUGCUGGAACAGGCCAAGAUCUCAGAGGACGACAAGCAGUAUCAAGUCUUGCAGGAGGUUUGCCGCAGUCACGUGGGUAUUUACGAGACGGCCAUGCUCAAACCGCCUGAUUUUUUGCAGGGACGCUACAAAAUGGUGCGUUAUGAGGAUCUUGUACACAACACGCUAGAGGAGAUCGACUCCAUGUACCAGUUUGUCGGACUUGAGAUGAAUGAAAAAUUGCAGGAAUGGAUCUACCGCCUCACUCAUGGUAAAGGCAAGGGAACAAAGAAGGAUGCCUUUAAAAUCACUUCAAGAAACGCGGAGGAUGUCUCCUUGGCUUGGCGAAGCACCUUACCAAAUGAAAAAGUUAAGCGCAUCCAAGAUGUGUGUAAAGGAGCCAUGUCCAUGCUCGGAUAUAAGACCGUGGACAGUGAGAGAGAGCAACACUUGCUGGAUUUAGACCUGAUGAUACCACGGGAACGCUACCAAUUCACUUGGCUGCCCUCUAAAGGCACUACCGUUAAACCAUAGAGUUGCACAGGUGAUCAAAUGACUUGAGCCGCUGUUUUGUUUCCCUUACACUGUAGUAUAAUAACCUAGCAGCAAGGAAUGAUCAAACAUUUAUGCACAAUCCAACCAUAUUUCUGUCCUUGGAGAUUGGAAACAUUUGUUAUUCUGUUAAACAGGACACUAGACCUGUACCUACUUGAUGCUGUUUUGAAGAAAUGGUGGUCCAAUGUUUAUUUAUGUUAUGUGUUUGUCAGAGACAUUAGUAUUUUAAAAGAAUUUGGGUAAAUGUGGGGUAAAGGUAACAAUAGCCAUUUCUGAUUCCCUUUUUUGUGUCAUGAUAAAUACAUUUGAACUGCAUUUACCAUUAUGCUGCAAACGUCAUACAGCUGUAUCAACAAAUGACCACAGAUUGUGUUCGCAUAAAAAAAGAAUGUCUGCGUUUACACCAUAGUCAAACAAUUAAGAUCACUCGACUUACAUUUUUUUUUUGAGAGCUUUUGAUGUUCAAAAUUUGAUAAUUCAUAUUUUUGUAAACAUUGGGGAAAAGUAAUUUUAUUUAGGUUGAAUCUCCUCGUUUUAUAUUACACAUGUAGUGUUUUAUAUUAAGUGUCUUCAAACUGUCAUACAGUAAGGUCUAAGUAUCUUGAUUAAGACCAUUUGUGAUGUUUAACUUUAAUGAACUGAGGUGUUUGGACAGGUCUGGCAUUGAUUUUUGAAUGUGGAUAUUUUAUUUUCACUGAUUCAGUAUCAUCUAAACUCCUGCAAGAUCUCUAAAGGAUGCUGUCGAGGGCUCAUUCAAUGUCAAGCUUAAAGCAAAACACUGUCUGAUACACUGCAAAUUAAUCUUUAGCUCCUUUCUGACCGAAUAAGUUCAGAAACAAAGCUCUGGAAUGAGUAAAGAGGGCUGUCAUUCGUAAUCUAAGUUUUCCUCAGACCAUUUGCCCGAUCGCAUUGGCACAGGCAAAAUGAACUUAGAAUUUAGUGACGUAAGCUGGUUGACCACAACGUUAUUUAAGCGCGACCAUCGAUCGAUGACGAAUAACCAAACAACAGAAGUUUGUCCAAUUUGCGUUCGCUCACGUCAAAGAUUGUUUCUAUCCUGCUGGUUAAGACCAAUUCUGAAAUUCUGCAAAUUGUGCCACUGCCGAAAAACCUACCCAAAUGAAGAACCCAUUAAAACGUCAGGCAUGUGUUUAGAGAGUGGUGAAGUGUUGAUCUCUUGAAUGUAUUGGUCUCGGUCUGGCAUACACCAAGUCUACCUACUAACUAGGAGUAAAAGUAGGAGAGUGAAAACUGGUAUUAAGGCCUAUUAUUGGUCAAAAAUGCCAUCAUACAUGUGGAGAUGUACUGUAUUGGUUCAUGGUGUUAUUUAAGAUCAGUUUCAACUUUAAUCAUUUAAAAAAUAGUGUGCAUGUUUGAAGCAUCAGUAGUUAUGCCUGACUUCAGUGCUUGUGCUCAAUAGUAAAUAUAUAUUCAAAUCUUUAAAAUGUUCAGGAUGGAAAUUUGAUGUCUAAGCUAAUUUGCCUGAAUAUACUUGUUUAAAUUAUAUUUGGUAAAACAGAGUAAAUGUUUUCCUAAAAUAGGUACUAUACACUGUCUUAAAAAAAAACACACCACAAGGCCACCACAAGGCACCCCGAUGAGAGCACCCCAGCUGGUUUAGGACCGAGCGGCAGCACGUCGGGGAACCGGACUAUAAUUUGUUUCCCCUCUCUCUUUCCGGUCGCUCCGAGGGCUCCCGUCUCCGUUGUGUCGUCUCGUCGCUGCAUACCCCCCGAGGGAGGGGGAGGGAGCAUGCACAGUCUCGGGGAUACUCCCCGGCCUGUGAGGGGUGAUGGGGGAAUGUAGUGGAGUAGGGGGGCGAGACCGUGGUUCGAGACCGGUGAGUAAUUGUUAAUGAGCGCCAGCUGUGCGCACACCGGUCUCGAAUCACGUAGGAGAUCGGAAGCAUAUAAGAGAACACGCGACCGGACCGUCGAGGACAGAGGCAGGGCCCUAACAUGUUCUACUUCCGUGGUUUUCUUGUGGUUUGUUUUGUUCGCCUGCGAACAAGGCUGUUAUUAUUUAUAUUAAAACUUUAUUUUAAUGUUU